UUGUGCUGCGGCUGGCCGGCGCGGCAGGCCCCGGACCCUUGCGGUUCCCGGGCAUGGUGAGCAAGGGGCUGCUGCGCCUUGUCUCUUCAGUCAACCGCAGGAGGAUGAAGCUUCUGCUGGGCAUCGCGCUGUUCGCCUACGCCGCCUCUGUCUGGGGCAACUUUGUUAACAUGAGGUCUAUCCAGGAAAAUGGUGAACUAAAGAUCGAAAGCAAGAUUGAAGAGAUUGUUGAACCGUUAAGAGAGAAAAUCAGAGAUUUGGAAAAAAGUUUUACCCAGAAAUAUCCACCAGUAAAGUUUUUGUCAGAAAAAGACCGGAAAAGGAUUUUGAUCACUGGAGGUGCAGGCUUUGUGGGCUCCCAUCUAACUGACAAACUCAUGAUGGAUGGCCAUGAGGUGACCGUAGUGGACAACUUCUUCACAGGCAGGAAGAGAAAUGUGGAACACUGGAUUGGCCAUGAGAACUUUGAGCUGAUUAACCAUGAUGUAGUCGAGCCACUCUACAUUGAAGUUGACCAGAUAUACCAUCUGGCAUCUCCAGCCUCCCCGCCAAACUACAUGUACAACCCCAUCAAGACACUGAAGACUAAUACAAUUGGAACACUAAACAUGUUGGGACUGGCAAAGCGUGUGGGUGCCCGUCUGCUCCUGGCUUCCACGUCUGAGGUAUAUGGAGAUCCUGAGGUCCACCCUCAAGGUGAGGACUACUGGGGCCAUGUCAACCCCAUAGGACCCCGAGCCUGCUAUGAUGAGGGCAAACGUGUUGCAGAGACCAUGUGCUAUGCCUACAUGAAGCAGGAAGGUGUGGAAGUACGGGUGGCAAGGAUCUUCAACACCUUUGGGCCACGAAUGCACAUGAACGAUGGGCGGGUGGUCAGCAACUUCAUCUUACAAGCACUACAAGGGGAGCCACUGACAGUGUAUGGAUCUGGGUCUCAGACACGGGCAUUCCAGUACGUUAGUGAUCUGGUGAACGGCCUAGUAGCACUGAUGAACAGCAAUGUUAGCAGUCCUGUCAACUUGGGAAAUCCAGAAGAACACACAAUCCUGGAAUUUGCUCAGUUAAUUAAAAACCUUGUUGGUAGUGGAAGUGAAAUUCAGUUUCUCUCUGAAGCCCAGGAUGACCCACAGAAAAGAAAACCUGACAUCAAAAAAGCAAAAUUGAUGCUGGGGUGGGAACCUGUGGUCCCAUUGGAGGAAGGAUUGAACAAAGCCAUCCACUACUUCCGGAAGGAACUAGAGUACCAGGCUAAUAACCAGUACAUCCCUAAACCCAAGCCCGCCAGAGUGAAGAAGGGCCGGACGCGCCACAGCUGAGUUAGCCUUGGAUAUGAGACUGUUUUACCCUUAUGUGGUGGACUUUUGUGGAAUUUUUUUUUAAAAACAAAAACAAAAAAAAACUUAAAACAGGUGUCAUGAAGAACAAACUGGAAUUUUAUUCUGAAGCUUGCUUUAAAGACAUUGAUGUGCCUAAAAGCUCCCUUGAAAUCUGCAGACUUUGCCUUGCACUUUUUAAAUCUGUCUUUUUUUAUGUACAACAGCCUAGAUGCAUCUCUGCUAUUUUCAGGUUUUUUAUCUUGCUGUUAGAGUGUAUGCUGUAACUGUCAUUGACAGUUUUAUUUACUGGUUUCUUUGUGAAGCUGAAAAGAAACAUUAAAUGGGGUGGAAAAUGCCAAUUUUAUUUAUAAAGGGGGGUACUUAUAAAUGAGACAUUACACUAUGCAUAAAGAAUAAAAAUCCUAGAGGUAUUGUCAGGUGGGUGGUGCACCAGUGUUUAUUUGGGGACAGGUGAAAGAACGCUGUUGGAAAGCUUUGCAUUUCUUUUUUAACUCAGUUUUCUGAAGGUCUAGUUUUCACUUGCAGACUUGACUUUGAAACAUCCCUGUUGGUUCUUGAUCAGAGAUAUUUGAAAUCACUACUGUGUUGUGCUGCAUAUUGGGGUCGGGGGGACAAUGUUAACAUAUUCUUGGUUAACCAUGGUUAAAUAUGCUAUUUUAAUAAAAUAUUGAAACUCACUGUCAUGGGCUUUGAGCUACAAAGAUUAACUUUCUGCUUUAUAUCAGAUGUUGGGUUGCUGAGAAUAAUACUUGAGAUCAAGUUUGAGGACAUUCUGAGAACAUCCAGGUUUACACCAUAUUUAACUUGAUGUGUGACUGUUAGAACCAUCUGUGUGCUGCGUGGGCUGAGUCUGUGCAUACGAUACACAAGUGUAUAUGUCUUUAUCUGAAGUGCUUAAAACCAACUGUUUCAAAUUUCA
Messenger RNA from Arvicanthis niloticus (Nile rat), 2256 nucleotides. It is a transcript of the gene Uxs1, whose product is annotated as UDP-glucuronate decarboxylase 1. Lineage: Eukaryota; Metazoa; Chordata; Mammalia; Rodentia; Muridae. The record is from RefSeq and is a predicted model, not a curated record. Gene Ontology annotation, biological process: D-xylose metabolic process. Gene Ontology annotation, cellular component: cytoplasm. Gene Ontology annotation, molecular function: NAD+ binding; UDP-glucuronate decarboxylase activity.